AUGGCAUGUAAAGAAUGUGAUGGACCGAGAUACUACGACGAGGUUCUGGGUCCGGAGCUACUGGCAACCCUCGCCUCCUGCUACACACAGUACAUGGCUAAUAACACGUGCAGUAAAUCAGAGUGCGCGCAGGUGCUCUCCGCUUAUCUUCCUGAUCUGCAGACGUGCAAUUGUUAUCAUACCUAUACUUUUAAAAACCAAGUUUCCGACGGGACUGCGGACUGUGAAGGUCGAAGAGAUUUCUUCAUCCAGAUGGAGAAUUUGUGCACAGACGAACCUUCUCAUACCAGUCUCACUCUUAUCAUAAUAAUAAUCAUGGUGGGAGUAUUCUUAACAAUUGGUAGUCUGUUACUCGGACGAUGGUCUGCGGUUAAUUAUGCAAGGAAGCUGAAGAAAAGCGGAAAAAUCGGCAAGAUAAUCCGAUUUGUUGACUGGCAAAAUAUAACUCCCCUGGGAGCAGCUGGGUUAGUGUACGAACAGGAAAUCAAUAAAUGUUCAAAUAAAAAGUUCAACGCGGACAUGUUACACAACAAAGAGAUUCUCCUGCGGGUUCAAUUCAGUUUGUUAGGAGGUUUUGGUAUCCAGUCCCAGCAUGUCGUGCUGAAGAUUUUCUCAGAAUCACAGUCAGAACAGCAAGGAAUUGAACUUGGAAUAUUUAACUCAAUAUCUAAUAAAGAGAAGGCUAACAAAAGCAACAUAAUAGCAGUUUAUGGUCCGCCAAUGAACGUGGACAAUUCCGACCUGAUAAGAUUUUUAGAAACUCUUAUUGAAAAAUCCAAGACUUGCGCAGCCUUAAAAGAUGUGAUUGAAAGGAAUUAUAUUGGUUGUACUGGAGGUAUUCGUGAUAAAAUAGAAACUCCUCGAUGCAAGUAUAUCAUGAUGAACCACUGUAACGAAUUAUCUCUCACCGAGUUUAUUAAAACACGACGUCUCACUCUUGACUUAGCGAAAGAUCUCGCCAAAGAUCUCGCUAAAGCUCUGGAGUACCUACAUGAGGUAAACGAGCCGACUAUAGUACAUUGUGAUGUUAAACCAGACAAUAUUUUUGUAAAGAGCCGCAAAACGACAUCAUUCAUUCUCGGAGACUUUGGUUUUGCGGAAAGGUAUGAAAAUCAGACAUUUACCCUAAGAGGUAGCACGCCCAGUUACGUCCCUCCAGAAUGGUAUUUGGGGCAUUUGGACACUAAAAUUAGCGAUACUGCAGACCCACUCGAGCUUCAGCUACGAAAUGAUCGCGUUUCUGAACUCCAAAAGAGACUUUUUAGAGAACGCAGUGACAGACCCUGCAAAAUAGACAUUUACUCUUACGGGCUGAUCAUCUGGUUGUCACUACACAAUAAAACUGAACCGUGGACUGAGGAAUCUUCCAUUGACUGGAAACAGUACCUUCAUGAUCAUAAUCAAAAUCAAAACAACCACAGAAACAGAACCUCGAAAGAGGUAUUUCUCAGAGACCUAUUUAACGAUCCUGAUAAGUUUGAAACCAGACCAACAUGUCGAGAAGAUGAAGUUUUGAACAAUAACCCAGAAUCUAAACUAUUGCUUGAGCUUGCGAAAGAUUGCUGGCAAGUUGAUUCUGGUCAGAGACCAUCAUCAUCAGAAAUUCUUCAGAGGGACGUUUUUAGGGUAUGCACUGAAGGGGUAUCUUAG
This is a messenger RNA of Bolinopsis microptera, 1650 nucleotides long. RefSeq lists its product as uncharacterized. Gene Ontology annotation, biological process: regulation of autophagy; peptidyl-serine phosphorylation; protein autophosphorylation. Bases 1 to 1650 code for a protein of 549 amino acids. The transcript is spliced from 9 exons. Lineage: Eukaryota; Metazoa; Ctenophora; Tentaculata; Lobata; Bolinopsidae. Gene Ontology annotation, molecular function: protein serine/threonine kinase activity; ATP binding. The record is from RefSeq and is a predicted model, not a curated record. Gene Ontology annotation, cellular component: autophagosome; cytoplasm; cytosol.